AUGUUUUCUUCAAUUUCCUCUCGAUUCUAUUCCUACAAUUUUCCUCACUUUCUUCUCUCCCAACUCCAAAUUUUCCUAACCUUCCACACAUUUGCUUCCAAAAAUCCACUCUCUGUAGCUAAAUUCCAGAACUCAACUUCAUACUUCAAUGAAAAACCCCCAAAAACACCAUCAAAUUCCAAUCUUUCCUCCAGUAAAACCAUUCUUAAACCCUCCCCUGACAGCGCACAUGAGUUUCUUGAUUUCAACCCCACCACAGUUCUUGAAACACUCUCUUCAUACAACAAUGACUGCAAAAGGGCAUUCGAUUUCUUCAAUUGGGUCGAAAUCCAAUGUGGGUUCCAGCACACGACCGAAACUUACAACCGGGUCAUUGAUAUUCUUGGUAAGUUUUUUGAAUUUGAUAUUGCAUGGGAUUUGGUUGAAAAAAUGAGGAAAAGUUCGGCUUUUUCAAAGCCUGAUCGAACAACAUUUAGGAUUCUGUUUAAGCGUUAUGUUUCAGCUCAUCUUGUCAAAGAAGCUAUCGAUACUUUUACUAGAAUGGAAGAAUUUAAUUUGAAAGAUGAAGGUUCCUUUUCGAAUUUGAUUGAUGCCUUGUGUGAAUAUAAGCAUGUGAUAGAAGCUGAAGAAUUGUGCUUUGGAAAGAAUGGAGAUUGCGCUGAAGUGCUAAACUACAAAUUGGAUACGAAAAUAUACAACAUUAUUCUUCGCGGGUGGUUUAAGAUUGGGUGGUGGAGGAAAUUUAGGGAGUUUUGGGAAGAAAUGGAUAAAAGGGGUAUUCCAAAAGACUUGCAUUCUUAUUCUAUAUAUAUGGAUAUACAAUGCAAGAGUGGGAAGCCUUGGAGGGCAGUGAAAUUGUUCAAGGAGAUGAAAACGAAGGGGGUUAAGUUGGAUGUAGUGGCGUAUAACACACUUGUUCGGGCUAUUGGGAUUUCAGAAGGGGUAGAUGUAGCACUUAAGCUUUACCGAGAGAUGAUUGAAUUAGGCUUUCUACCAAAUAUAGUGACUUAUAACACAAUUUUGAAGCUUUUGUGUGAAAAUGGGAGGUACAAGGAUGCGCAUAAAUUUUUCAAUGAGAUGUUAAACAAGGGUUGUGAGCCAAAUGUAAGAACGUAUAAUUGCUUUUUUGGAUGUCUUCAAAAGCCUGGAGAGAUUUUAAAGUUGUUUGAUAGGAUGAUUGAAACUGGAGUUCAGCCAACAAUGGAAACAUAUGUCAUGCUUAUGAGGAAGUUUGGGAGGUGGGGUUUUCUACGACCUGUUUUGCUUGUCUGGAAGAAGAUGGAAGAGCAUGGAGUGAGUCCAAAUGAAUUUGCUUACAAUGCUUUGAUUGAUAUUUUGGUGCAAAAGGGUAUGGUUGAUAUGGCACGCAAGUAUGAUGAGGAAAUGAUGGCUAAAGGGUUAUCUGCUAAGCCCAGGGUAGAACUUGGGACCAAGCUGAUAAGUGUUGGACCUGAAGAUGGUUGACUGCACUUCUUGUUUCAUGACAAGAAAAUGUCUAUUUUGCAGCUCAAGUGACUGCGUCAGGGGAUUAUGCUUGUUCAUCUGUUGAAAGAUGCUGCAAUCUUCUUUGCCAAGUGUUAUUCUUUAAUUCGUGUUCAAUGCGUUGAUAAACUUACUUUGGUAUUUGUGAGUGGACAGUAGAUUGAAAGAUCUGUGGUGAAAGAUGCUUGGCGCAGAGAACAUGGGUAGGUGGAUCCAAAUGCAUGAAUGGUCUCUUGGGGAAUUGGAGGUUUUAAACUGCAAUUUCAAGGUCAUGGUUCUCCUUUAUAAAGCUGAAAGUGUGAUCAUGAAACUUUGGAGCUGAAUGUUCCUGUUUUGCAGUUUUGCUUACCACAUCUGGGAGAUUGUAUUUUCAGUCCCUUGCAUGGAAGACAACUUCGAGAUUCUUACAUCCCAAGCAGGACGUUCAUUUACUAGACCAAUCAAGAUAAGGCAAUGGUAAUCUGUUAUUAAUCUGUUUCUUUUUUGGUAUCUUCAAAAGUCUACUUAUGUUCCGGUUGUGUGUGAGUGACACGUCACAUGCGGACAUGGAAACAGUUUUACGCUUGGCUCGCAUGCUAGGGGUAAAAGAUUAAGUGGGAGAAUUCCGAAAAGCCUGAGAGGUUUCUAGCUAUGGAUUUUUACUCAAUGAAGCAACAUGAUGCUGUAUCAAAAGGGUGCAAUACAUCAAGUACCUGCUGCCUGCAGCUCGUGGACAUCUAUUCUGAUAAUUUGCUUCGUUUUUGAAUCCUACCACAUAUUUCAGUUUUAUUCUCUGUAUCUUUCUGCAAGAGGAACCACCGAACAGAUUUAAAGACAAUUUCAUUUUAAACAUGGUGACAUUGUUCUUUUAA
Coffea arabica (coffee) is the source of this 2333-nucleotide messenger RNA. Its product is annotated as pentatricopeptide repeat-containing protein At1g80550, mitochondrial-like. NCBI's taxonomy places the organism in Eukaryota, Viridiplantae, Streptophyta, Magnoliopsida, Gentianales, Rubiaceae. Gene Ontology annotation, molecular function: protein binding. The record is from RefSeq and is a predicted model, not a curated record.